Molecule: messenger RNA, 2771 nt
Organism: Sciurus carolinensis (gray squirrel)
Lineage: Eukaryota; Metazoa; Chordata; Mammalia; Rodentia; Sciuridae
Gene: Slc22a12
Product: solute carrier family 22 member 12
Exons: 10
Coding region: 409-2124 (571 amino acids)
Biological process (GO): transmembrane transport
Cellular component (GO): membrane
Molecular function (GO): transmembrane transporter activity
Source: RefSeq, a predicted model, not a curated record
CCCGUCUCCUCCUCACGCCGGGUUAAACUGUCUGGGAAAUGAUUGCUCAACGCUCUGCCAUAAACGGACCCUGGUCACACUUUAAUUCCAGGUGGGUGGCUUCAGUCUCCACCUUCCCCCUUCCCAAAUUCAGCUGUUCCUGCAGGCCCAGGACAGCAGUGUCUCCGGGACACAGCGAGAGGCUUCAGGGCUCAGUUGGAGCCACCCCGAGUGACGGCCAGUGAGUGGAUGCCAGAGAGCCCUGGGGCCCAGCUCUGCAAAGCUGGUGGCCCCUGACAUGCCCCCGGCUGCCAGGCCGGGGAAGCAGGCGUGCUCGCUCCUGUGGGAAGAGCAGGCUCACCGCGUGGCCCUGGGCCCUGGGCCAGCUUCCGUGAAGCGGGCACCUCCUCAGGCCCCCAGGCCGGCUCCAUGGCGUUUCCUGAACUCCUGGACCGAGUGGGCGGCAUGGGCAGGUUCCAGGUUCUCCAGGCGACGGCCCUGGUGGUCCCCAUCAUGUGGCUCACCACACAGAACCUGGCAGAGAACUUCUCUGCCGCCGUGCCCAGCCACCGGUGCUGGGUGCCCCUCCUGGACAACAGCACCAGCCAGGUCGGCCUCCCUGGGGCCCUGAGUCCUGAGGCCCUCCUGACUGUCUCCGUCCCACCGGGCCCCAGCCAGCAGCCACACCAGUGUCUCCGCUUCCGCCAGCCACAGUGGCAGCUCCUGGACCCCAACGCCACGGCCGCCAACUGGAGCGAGGCCGCCACAGAGCCAUGUGUGGACGGCUGGGUCUAUGACCACAGCACCUUCACCUCCACCAUCGUGACCAAGUGGGACCUGGUGUGUGACUCUCAGUUUCUGAAGCCCGUGUCCCUGUCCAUCUACCUGGCUGGGAUCCUGGUAGGAGCUGCGGUGUGCGGCCCCGCCUCGGAUAGCUUCCUCAGCUCGGUGGGCACAGGGCGGGCUCCAGGUGGUCCAGAUCCUGGGGACCCAGCGGCGCGCCCUGGAUCCGCCGCCCCGGUGUGUGUGCCGCAGGUUCGGGCGCAGGACAGUGCUGACCUGGAACUACCUUCAGACGGCCGUGUUGGGCUCGGUGGCUGCCUUCGCCCCCACCUUCCCCCUGUACUGCCUGUUCCGCUUCCUGAUGGCCUGCGCCGUGGCCGGCAUCAUGAUGAACUCGGGCAGUCUCCUGAUAGAGUGGACGUCGACACAGGCCCGCCCCUUGAUGAUCACCUUGAACACCAUGGGCUUCAGCUGUGGCCAGAUGCUGAUGGCGGCGGUGGCCUACGGCGUGCGGGACUGGUGGCUGCUGCAGCUGGUGAUCUCCCUCCCCUUCGUUCUCUGCUUUGUGUACUCGUGCUGGCUGCCAGAAUCCGCACGGUGGCUCCUCAUCACAGGCAAGCUGGACUGGGGCCUGCGGGAGCUGCAGAAGGUGGCCGCCAUCAACGGCAGGAGGGCAGCCGGGGACGGCCUGACCUUGGAGGUCUUGCUCUCAGUCUUGCAGGAGGAGGUGAGCAGGGGCCAGGACCCCGCCCGACUGGGCACCCUGUUCCGCGCACCCGAACUGCGCCUCCGGACCUGGGUCUCCAUGCUGAUCUGGCCCUGGGCAGCAACAUCUUCCUGCUCCAGAUGAUCAUGGGGGCCGUGGACCUCCCGGUCAAGAUGGGCAUGCUGCUGCUGCUGAGCCGCCUGGGCCGCCGCACCUUGCAGGCCGGCUCCCUGCUGCUGUCCGGGCUCUGCGUCCUGGCCAACACGCUGGUGCCCCAUGAGUUUGGGGCCCUGCGCUCGGCCCUGGCCAUGCUGGGGCUGGGGGCGCUCGGGAGCAGCCUCACCUGCGCCAACAUCUUCCUCAGUGAGCUCUUCCCCACCGUGCUCAGGAUGACAGCAGUGGGCCUGGGCCAAGUGGCCGCCCGCGUGGGAGCCAUCCUGGGACCCCUGGUCCUGCUGCUGAGCGUCUACGGCCCCUCACUGCCGCUGCUGGUUCACGGCACUGUGCCUCUGCUGAGUGGCCUGGCUGCGCUCCUGCUGCCUGAAACCCAGAACUUGCCACUGCCCGACACCAUCCAAGACAUACAGAACCAGGCAGUAAAGAAAGUCAGACAAGGCCCACCGCGGGGCGUGGUCCUCAAAGCCACCCAGUUCUAACCUCCUGGGAAGACCGCCACAGGACCUUCCGAGGAGGCCUCUUAUGUCCUCUGGAGGUGGCAGAAGAGAACAAGGCCUCCAUUUCCAGAGCCCAGAGGACUGUCUCCCUCACUGUCCAGAGCCCCCUCCCACACAGAAGGGGCAAAGGACAUUUUGUUUGACAGGAGGCUGCUCCGAGCAUUCCGACUCCCCUUCUGGCUGCACAGUGGCCAGGGCCAGGGCCACCCUGAUGCUCGCCACCCACUUGUCCAUAUGCCCCAGGACUCAAGGGUGAACAUCACGUCCCCUGACUUAGGGCAAGCAAUGGAGUCUGAGCCCUUCGCAGCCUGGCCUGGCCCUCCCCUGCUUCACCACAUCCAGCCGCAGGCCAGGCCUUGUCCUCUGCCUACUGUCCCCUUCCCACCUCCACACCUGACAGAUCCUCUUUGCCUCCCAGGCCCAGGACAGGGCCCUCCUUCCUGGGGUGCAGCACCAGCUUAGGGCGCUAGUGACACCCUGGCUCACGGUACGUCCACAUGCCCAGCUCCUCCCGCCAACCAAGAGCUGAGCUCCCCGAUGCUCUGGUGUUCCCACUGCCUCGUGUCCCACCCAGAGCCGGGCCAGAGGGACAGCUGUGUGAGGGAUUAAAUAAAGAGUGAGGAAAGGAA